Neolamprologus brichardi is the source of this 4098-nucleotide messenger RNA. RefSeq names its product prostaglandin E receptor 2a (subtype EP2) (gene ptger2a). Gene Ontology annotation, molecular function: prostaglandin E receptor activity. Gene Ontology annotation, cellular component: plasma membrane. The record is from RefSeq and is a predicted model, not a curated record. Gene Ontology annotation, biological process: inflammatory response; adenylate cyclase-activating G protein-coupled receptor signaling pathway; positive regulation of cytosolic calcium ion concentration. Lineage: Eukaryota; Metazoa; Chordata; Actinopteri; Cichliformes; Cichlidae.
GCUCUCACACCAACUUACCUUGAAUCCAGAGCGGCGCCGUAAGUUAAAGAAGCGGAAAUAUACGGUGGGUAUUUUCUUGAUUUUUUGCCUGCAUUGCGACUCGACUGGGACAUUGAUAAACGACAAACUUCUACACUAGUGAAGGGAAGUCAAAAAGCAGGAUGGGUGAAAGCAACUGCUCAAGGAUAGAUGUAGACAACGAUACAUGCCACUUCAAGCACCACAUUAACCCUCCUGUGAACCCCCUGAUCAGCGCCUCCAUGUUUGCUAUAGGCAUCUUUGGAAACGUAGCUGCCCUGGUGAUCUUGGAAAUACGGCGACGCAGGAACGUAAGGAGUGGAGGCACGUGGCAGCGCAGCUUGUUCCACAUCCUCAUCACAUCAUUGGUGGUUACGGACUUGACUGGAACCUGUUUGAUCAGCCCGUUGGUGCUGCUUUCAUACUCGCGCAACUUAACCCUGAUUGGUAUGAGGCCUAAAACUUGCAGCUUGUGUUCAUACUUUGGUGCCAGUAUGACCUUCUUCAGCCUGGCUACCAUGUUGCUCCUCUUCUCUACAGCACUAGAAAGAUGCUUUGCCAUUGGGUACCCCUACCUGUACAGCCGGCAUGUCACCAAGAAGUGUGCAUACAUCACAAUAUUGCUGGUGUUUUUGUUGUGCACAAUAUUCUGUCUCCUCCCUUUUGCUGGAUUUGGGAGAUAUGUACAAUACUGCCCGGGCACGUGGUGCUUCAUUGACAUGAAUGCAGUGAAACCACAGAACAAAGCCUAUGCCAUUCUGUAUGCCACUAUUAUGCUGGUGCUCGUGGUGGCCAUUGUAAUGUGUAACGCCUUUGUGGUGUACCAGCUGUAUAGGAUGUACCAGCGCCGGAGGAGAAAUGGCACAGCGAUGUCCACAAUGAGAUCCAACAGUGAGCGCAAGCUUCUGUCCAUGUCAGAGGAGGUGGAGCAUCUGAUCAUGAUGGUCGUCAUGACCGUUAUCUUUAUCAUCUGUACACUACCACUAGUGAUUCGAGUGUACAUCAACUACAAUGGCGAGAAUGAUCACCCCUCAGACCUGAUUGCUCUCCGCUUCAUCUCCGUCAACUCCAUCGUUGACCCCUGGGUCUUCAUCCUACUCUCCCCUGGUGUUCAGCACUUUUGCUGGACCUCUGUCUGCCAGUCCACCCUGAUAGCCCAGAGGGGAUCUGUGUUUAAAUCAUCGCUGGCUAAAGAAAAUGCCAAACUAGAACUGUCUCGGCCAACGCUGUACACGGAGCAAAUUGAUUCAGUAAAAAAUAUGUGACUGCAGCAGUGCUUUGCCAUCACUUGAUAUUUAUGUUUACUGGACAUGAAAGUAGACUAUGCGCUGUCCUACCUGAGCACCGAAGCUGCAGAAGUUUGCUGGGUCACAGCAGUGUUUCUUUUGGGUAAUGGUCCAUGCCAUCAAGCUGAUAAGAACUUCUAAGCAGCUUUAUCAGUUUCGGGCCGUCUCUUGCCAAUUACUGGGCAUUUCCAUACACUUCUAGCAUUUCAGCUAAAUGCACAUGGACUUCUCCGGAGAUUUUGUCUCCCUCAGGACUUGCAUUCUUUAUGAAUGAAAGAAAAAUGGCUGCUGAUGGGAAAGGAAAUAUCCAAAGUUUGGCAGUGAUGUCAUAGACAAUCUGCACGUGGUUACAAAUAUUGAUCACUGGUAUUAUGAUACUUCUCUUAUCAACCCUGAGAGUCUAAACCUUGUACUUUAAUCUAGGCUGCCAGAUUGAUGUUAGAAAAGUCAAAGGGCAGGAUGCCUACAGAGUCUUAGAUUAAGGUAUCUUUUAACCAAAAAAGGUAGCGAGCUACAGUAUUUAUUUUUUUAUGUAUAGUGUGUAGUAUACAGGAUACACUACCAUGUUAUUAACAACAAGGUUUUCAUGUGCAAAUGCAGCUGUAUUUUGAUUUAAGCUUCUUAAACUGUUAAGGAAAAGCGGAUCAAUAAUCUCAUGACACGUGGCUGUUAUUGUAAUGCUUUUGAUGCACUUUAUGAACUUAGGGUACUUUUUAAAGUGGGUCUUAUUAAUGACAAAAUAAUUAAAAAUAAUGUGAUCAAGUUAAUUUUCCAGACCAGGUAGGUUUAUAUGUUAACUAUUAUAGCAUAAACUUCCCUUUUCUGCCUUAAAUAAUACUGUAGAUUAAAUUAUGUCAGCUGUGUGAUUUGUAAAGAAAUGGCUGAUUACAUUCAGUAUUUAUCACUAAUGGCAAAUAGUUAUUGGCAGCAGUUCACUAAAUACACGUGCAAAUGCAUCUUUAUGCACAAUACAAAGAAUAUGCAGUGGCCAUUUAUAAAUGCUGUCUCAAAGUUUUCAUUAUAAAUAUUUACACAACAAAUAUCUGAAGUCUUGAGCUUUAGUCUUACAUCUACAUCAGCUGGUUUGAGAUGAUACCCUUUUACACACCUGUUUGGCGAAUAUGUACCACGCCACGCCAUUUAUUGGGUUUUAGUCUGGCUAAAGUUGCUAUGUAUCCAACUCAUCUCUACCCAACUCCACCUUCUAAGCCGAUGAUGUGAUUUUUGUUUUAUUUGUGUUUGCUAUGUUCUAUUUGGGGUCGUCUUCUAGCUUUCCAUAAACAGUUGUGUUCAGAAGUUCUUAUGGACAUGAAUUUCAUAGUUUGGGGCGUUUAAUGAUUUCUUUGAAUUUAUCUUUAUUUUUAUAGUGUGGAACGACUGUAACUUUAAAUGGAAAGGUAGAAAACACCUGUCCAUUUAAAUGUUAUAAACUUGCCUCAUUCACACAAGCAGUUUUUCUGUGCUUCUCAAAGUUCUUUCUAUCUAACAUUGACACACAUUUUCUAAUUUAUGCAUAAAACUUUUUACAGAAGAGGAUAAGGGCAUUGGGGGUAAAAAAGCGGGGAGGUCUUUUUUUUCUCCCCCAGAGUUCUGAGAAAAAAGUCGGAAUUCUGAGAAAUUAAAAAAAUAAAUAAAAAGAUGUCCCAAUUUUUUUGUUUUUUGUUUUUUUCCUGUAGCCCUAAUCCCCUUCCAUAACUUUUGACUAUAGUGGUUCUGACUGAAAUACUGUUGAAUAAAACUUUACUGUAACUCAAGUAGCCUAAUAUGGCAACUUGACUUGCUCAUACAAAAUUAAGACAUUGUAGGGGGGGGGUGUCUCCUACAGUAACAGUCUGGUGUUGAAACAAGACAUCUUUUUAAAUUAGGGCUCACAGCUAAGAUCCUCUUAGAAAUUCAGCUGGUAGAGCAAAGGUUUCCAAUGUAAGUUUCCUUUCAGGUCCUUAAAAAUUGUACCCCGCAUUAGUCAUUUUGCAGUUAGCCUACACAGGUCACGCGCUUUACUGAUCAGCCACCCACCAUUACGCAACAGUGAUGUCACUUUUAGCAAAGCAGCUGAAAUCAGAUGACUACUGAUUUUAAUGGAAAAAGUGGGCAGUAUUAUCCACUUUGUUUUUUUGUUUGUUUUUUUGCAGACUUUCAGUGGGAUAAAAAGUUAUAUGUGGUUGAAUUACACAAUAUCUUUCUUUUAAAGGAACCCUAAUAAAAUGUGGAAUCCGGGAAUAAAAUAAAGCUAAUGCAAACCUCUGCCAGCUCUCCUGCCAUUAUCUCUCAAAAAAAGGGAAAACUCUCCCACUGACGUGACUGGGUUUAGGAAUUGAAAUAGUUUGGUGCUCAAAUGAGUACAAAGUGGAAAAAUGUUCACAGAAAUGUGUGGUAAAGGCCAGGAGAUUCAGUGAGCAUCAGUGUGAGAAUUGCCCGUUGUGUUGUUAAAAUCUGCAGUUUAUUGCCUCUGCUGGUAUGUUGUUGAUUCUUAGCUCAGGCUCAAUAUGUUCAGUGUUUACGACAGAGACUUACUGCUUCCUGUCAGUGGUAACGUGUUCUUUCUGUGUGCGCUAAUGCCAUUGUGUUCUCUUGUGAUUUUGAGAAUGAGCGUGUGUAUGUGAGUCUUUGCGUCAGUGUGCCUGUGAUAUGUAUCAGCUUGUGUGACAGACAGCAAAUGUAAUGUCAAACCUGAAUGCUACCUACCUGGAUUUUUCUGUAAUUAAGUACUGUAGAUGAAAUUGAAUGCACUGAGCGCACAAGUUUGUGUGUGUGUUUUAUGGCUUGUGUAAAUAAACAUCUCAUCUACCAAGUA